CGCAGUUUUGACACUCACGUGCGUUACUUGUGACAACAGGAAGAGAGAAGUGACAUUUACAUUGUGGCAACAAAAAUUAUCUACUUUUGUCGAUGGUGCUUUAUUAAUAACAAUUAAACAUCAUGGCGUCUAUUUUCAAAGAAACGCAAAGCAUCAAAGAGGCAGUGGCUUUCAUCAAUGCUAUUGACGUGAACAAAUUCUCAAGACUGAUCUCUAGGAUCAUACAGAAACUUCACCUGAAGGGAGAGCGGAUACUUAGUGAAGACGAGGAGCUGAAGCUUCAAGCAGCGCUAUCAUUGGAAAAACCUGCUCUCACGCUAGUUCUCGAAACAGUCUCAUUUAUCCUGGAACAAGCGGUGUAUCAUAAUGUGAAGCCGGCAUCACUACAGCAGCAGCUGGAGGCGGUCCACGUGAGCCCGGAGAAGGCGGAGGUGUUCACCCAGACAUGGGCCACCGCUGGCCCGGAGCUGGUGGAUAAGCUCAGGCAGACCGUCUUCGCCCCAAAGAAGCUGGAACACGUUGGCUGGCAGUUGAACCUGCAGAUGGCUCAGUCCAGCCAAGCCAAACUGAAGGACCCCAGUGCUGUGCUGCAGCUGGGCCUCCGCGCCGAGGACUCAGAGCCAUCCAUCCGUUUACCAUCUGUCCCUGCCUGGUGCUGAGGAUGCUAAUCCCCGCUGGUGUGUCUUGAGAGUGGCCAUGCGUCAGGCUCGGGAGCAUGCAGAGAUCCCUGGAAGCUUGUUAUCCCGGGUCUCCUGGGCCUCUUCCCUCCGUCUAGAGCCUUCCACAUUAUCCGAUAAUGACUUUUUCUCCAUUAGUCAUACAUUUGCUUUUCUGUCAGACCCGCGGCAUUGUAGUUGUUCUUGGUAUUCUUUAAUUAUUUUAAUGAGUGAAUCACAAAGACCUUCAUGUACUCACAAUAUUGUGCUGUUGUUUUAUAAUUUGAUUAUGGUGUGGGAAAUAUAGCAUAUAUAUUAUACCGCAUAAAAUAUGGCUUUUAUGCUGCUCCUGCCAGUGUCACUAUAUUUUUCCAUAUUAAUUAAACAAUUAAAAUAACAUUAAUAUUUUUUUUUUACAAAUUUAAAUCAUUUAAUUUUGGAUGCUACUGUUACUUUGCUAUGGCAGCAAAGCAGUAUUCUAGCGACAGUUCUGUUUCCCCGGGUAUUGCUGCCUUCCUAUUGGCUAAUGGGGGCGUCAUUGCACACCAAUAGUCUGGUCCUUGUGGGCCUGCUGGCUUUAUUUAACUGCACCAGCCACAGGAUUUGGAUUAACCAGAAAAAGAAAGUAUUUUUUGAAAGCUAGGUUCUCUUUUAAAUCAGCUGCUCUCUUGACAUACAUGUUGAGCAACAUAAAAGGGCAUGAAUUACGUUCACGGUUUCUAUUAUUUGAGUUUAAAGACAGAGACACUAUAAGCAUAGAAGAAAUCGAUAUAUGCAAUGCAUUUUUUCUGUGUUUCUUUCCUCUCUGUAAUACCUUUCAAACACUUUCAAAACUUAAGGGCCAUGCCUUUGUUCCAAAUGCCUGGUUCGUUUUCAAAGGUUGAGCCAGUAUUUAGUGUAAUCAACUACAUUUUUGAAUACAUCGAAUCACAAAGUGUCGUAUAUGUAUUAUUGCAUCCCUUGUGAAUGCAUCUCAGACAGUAGUAGAAGGGCUGAUCGUUUUCUGCUUCCUGUGUGGUUAAACAAGAGUGACAGCAAGGCCUGUGAGAUUAUUAUAAAAUGCGUGCCUGUAUUUCACCAUGUUCUCCCCAUGCAUGUCAUUUAUUUUAAUCUACUAACAAAAUAUCCCGUGGUGGGUGGAGACAGUCAGGGGGACUAGUUAAUUUUACAAAAAGAAGCAGUUUUAAUACGAGUAUCAUCGAUUUAACAAAAAUCACAAUCACUUGCAAUUCCUCUGGUGAACAUUAGGGGGCACUGUUGCCUCGCCAAACGUUCACCAGAGGAGCGACGCGGAAUGAAAAUGAUAUAUUCCGCGGUGUGUGAACAUUGUUGUUCAAAGACCUUCCGUGCGCAGGGUUUUCUUUUUAAAUUUCAUCUGAGAUCCUUCAUUAGUUUCUUAUAAGUUUGCUUCCUGCAAAAAAUCUCCAGCAAAUACACUACAGUGUAAUCCAGCAAUGUCAAAACAUUGUGAAGAUGAAGAGGCAACCAAAAUGCAAAUAUAGUUGAGAAUCAGCUGCAAGUGUCAAGAUAAUUAGAAUAAAAAGUCAUAACAUCUCCAAUGCUAACCAAUUUUGUUGACAAAGAAAAGUGAACUACUGGGAGAGUGGGAGUGUUAGGACAGAGGAGAGGAAGAUGAGGGUAUAGGACACAAGCAGAGGAGAGGGGAAAAGAGAGCAAGGGAGUGGGAUGGAAAAUUAUGGACAAUCCAAUAAUGCUACAAAGACUAAAAACACGAAGGGAACUGAAAGAAAAUCAUCAAACGACAAAGGGAAGUGAAGCCUGAGUGGGCCACCCUCUGUAUGGUAUACAUGGAGGGUAACCAGAGUGGAGCGUGGGAGACACAGUACCAUCGAGGCUGCCUCCUUAACCCUCUCCAGAAGGAGCACAUCCCCCUGGCCCACCGACACCCAGCCUCCGGACCCAAAGCAUCCCCCCGGCAUCCACUAGUUAGCAUUAUGCUACGUUACUUGCCCCUGUUUAAUGGCUAACAAUCGUCUAUUCUUUGGUUACACUUUUUUCAUUGAAUAAACAGCUAACGAGUUCUUGUUCACAAAUCCACUGGCGGGCACAUCAGGGUGCGGGCGAGCCCGUCACGGCUAGACGGUGCUUUGCUUUGCGGUUCCGACGCGUUCCGACUCUGAAUUUCCAGUCUCUUGGUCACUGGUGGUGUUCACGGCAGCACAUGAAAUAUGUCCGCCAUGCGCCUGCACGCCGGGGCCAUAAACACCCACCGGUUCCUCC
Molecule: messenger RNA, 2897 nt
Organism: Gadus chalcogrammus (walleye pollock)
Lineage: Eukaryota; Metazoa; Chordata; Actinopteri; Gadiformes; Gadidae
Gene: commd10
Product: COMM domain containing 10
Exons: 6
Coding region: 123-659 (178 amino acids)
Source: RefSeq, a predicted model, not a curated record